Messenger RNA from Caenorhabditis remanei, 18426 nucleotides. RefSeq lists its product as uncharacterized. NCBI's taxonomy places the organism in Eukaryota, Metazoa, Nematoda, Chromadorea, Rhabditida, Rhabditidae. The coding region runs from base 1 to 18426 and encodes 6141 amino acids. The record is from RefSeq and is a predicted model, not a curated record. Gene Ontology annotation, cellular component: mitochondrial outer membrane. The transcript has 7 exons. Gene Ontology annotation, biological process: positive regulation of mitochondrial fission; mitochondrion organization.
AUGUCCACUACCGCCAAUUUCAUCGUAUCUGGAGUCCUUUCCGACGGUACUCCAAUUGUAUUUGGAGCUGUUCCAUCUGAUGGAACAUCUCAUACUGCAAUUCAUCAUGUCAGUUCUUCAAACCAGUUCCAAGUCGAAUCUUGGGAUGGAGAACAUGCUGAACACGAGCAUCAUGAUCAUGAGGAGCCAAGAAGAUUCUCUAUUUAUUUGGAGGAAGGAGGAGCUGAAAAGUCUGGAUUAGCCCAAUCUGGAGAUCAAGAGGACGAGGAGGAUGAGCCAAUCGCCAGUAGUGGGCAAUUCGAGCGUACUCGUUCCGCUUCCCUUGCCGCCGCUUUGCUCGAACUCGAUCCCCGCGGAGUUCCUCUUGUUCAAUUUUUCAAACUUGCCACCAGCGAGCCGCUGCUUGAGGUCGACGAGGGAGAGGACGAAGUUGCGCCGUCGGAGGCGGAGCUAGUGCUCAGCCAGCUGCUCUUCACCCUCAGAUCGUUGAAGAUGUCUGGAGGUGACGCGAAGCAUUCGGAAGCUGUUCAACGUCUUCGUGAACUCGAAGAAGAACUUCGUGCAGCCGGAGCAGUGACUCCAGCUGAUCCAGCAGUCAGUGAAGCCGUUGCGAGAGCAUUGGCUGUCGCUGGAGCAGGAAGAGAUGUUCAAAUUCGUGUGAAUCAGUCGAAGCACACGACUACCACGAAGACAGUCUAUGAGACUGAAACUUCAGCAAUGGCUCAUAUGAAUGAGGAACAGAUUCGCAAGCUUCAGCAAGAUAUUAUUGCCGAUAUCUCAUCUGGCGCUGAGCAACACUCUGGCCAAGACUCUGGAACGACGCAAAAGAAAGAAACUGCUGAGGAAGGAUUCACAAAUGAAGAUGGAUCUGUCGUGGUAUCAAAGAAGAUGACAAGAGUUGUUACUACGACCCGUACCACUUUGCCAGGAGAAGGAGAAGAGCCAUCGGCCCCUGAUUCUCCUGUUGAAUCACUUGGAAGUGUAAAAGACCGAAUAGCCAAAUUCGAGCAGUUCAAAACUCUUCCAAUCGAUCCAUCUGUAUCUGGACCUCCUCCAUCAAUUCAUGCUCUUACUCAAGAAGAUGAAGAACCAGAGGAGCAUGCAGAGUCUACUCAGCAAUAUGCUCAUGAAGAACCAACGCAAUCGUCUGAGGGACGAGAUAGUGGUCGUUCUGGUCACACAGAGCAAUCAAUUCCAGAAGUUCAUUUCACUGAAUCAGAUACUGAAAUUGAACAUCACGAUGAUCAUCAUGAAGAGAGCCAUCUUGAACCAACUGUCGGAAUUGUGAUCACUCCACAUACUCCAAUUCCACCAGAGCAUCCAGAUGAUAGAGAGGAAAUUGAGGAUGAACAGCCACAAGAACCUCUAGAACCUUCUGAGCCAGAACAUGUUGCUCGUGCUGAAAUCAAAGAUACUCGUGAAUACAGUGAUGAAGAACUUGCUCAUGAGUUGUCUCCAUCUGAAGAACAUGUUUCAACUGCGGAAAUCAAGGACAUCAAAUCCUACUCUCCAACGUCGUCUGAUGAUGAAAGAUCUUCCCAAAAGGGAAAAGUGAGUCCACCGAUUCCCCAAGUACGCCACGUCAUCUCGCCAUCUGUUGCGAGCGAAGUUUUGAGUUCUCAUGACGACGAGUUGGCCGCCCAUUAUGUGGCUGAGUCAUUUGAAAAACACGACGAGGGGAGAGUUGAAACUAUGGAACAUCAGCCAGUCUACAGAGGACAUCACUCUCCAGGACAGACAUCUCCAAUUGUUUCGGAGCAUCCAAUUGCUCAAGAAUACGCAGAAAGUGUCACAAGUCAUGACGAAGGAGACAAUUUGAGCUUGAAGAGCGGACAUGAACCAGAAAUUGCAAGACAUUCCGUUGCAAGUGUUCAAGAAGAAGAGGAAGAAAAAUCUGGAUUAGGAGAUUUCGCAAAGAAGGCGGGAAUGAUUGUUGGAGGAGUAAUUGCUGCUCCAGUUGCACUCGCUGCUGUUGGAGCAAAGGCUGCUUAUGAUGCACUCAAGAAAGAUGAUGAUGAUGAAGAGAAAGAUCAUGAAGCCCAAGAAGUGUUGACAACUCAAACAACUAUCAUGGAAUCUCCAAUUCAACACGAAGAUGUUCCUCCUCCACAUAUGGAAGAUGUCACUCCAAAAGUUUCUCAUCAUGAACAACCUCAUGAGAUCGUAACUGAAACAAGUACCACUGUGACUCGUGAAUACUAUGAUGAACCAGAGGAUGCUGAGGUAUCUUCUGUCAAACACUCUCCAGUCCCAUCUGAAAAGGAGCAAGAGCCACAUUUGGUUUCUGAGACAACAACCACAACCACUGUUACUCGUGAAUUCUACGAUGAGCCAGAGCAAAUGCAUGAGGAAGUUCAACAAGAAUCUCAUUCUCCAGCACCAUCAUCCCAUGUCCAGUCAGAACGUCAUCAAGCAGGAUCACCUGCUUUGUCAGAACAAGAACAUCCUCAUGUGGUCGAGACAACAACUACAACAACUGUAACUCGUGAAUAUGAAGAGGAAGAACCAGAAGUUGAAGAUAGAGAAUCAGUAAAAGAACUCCCACAUGUCACAGAGACAACAACGACUACAACUGUGACAAGAGAAUAUGAUCAACCAGAGGGAGGAUUUGAUUCUGAAAGACUGUCGGAACCAGCUCAUUCACCAGAACCAGCAACUGUCGGAACGCCAGCAGACAGUGAGAAAUGGAUUCCCCACGUGGUUGAGACAACAACGCCGACUACAGUAACCCGUGAGUUCUACGAUGAGGAAGAUCCCGAACAUCGUGAAUCUUCUCCAGUUGCCCACGAUUCAAUCCAUGUCGUUGAAGAACAGAGAGAAGUGUCUCCAUCUGAAUCGCCAAUUCCAUCAGAACGAUCUGUCAGAUCGAUUCAACAACACCCGGAGUCUCCAGCUGGAGAACGACAUUCUCCAGUCCCCUCGGAACCGAUGUCGGAGAAAGAUGCUCAUGGGGUUACUAAAACUACAACAACUACUACAGUAACUCGUGAUUAUUUUGAAGAACCACAGGAUGUAUCCCAUUCACCAGCUCCAUCUUCUCAUGUUGAUUCUGAACAUCCGAUUUCUGAAUCGCCAGCUUUUUCGGAGAGAGAAGUCCCUCACGUUGUCGAGACAACGACAACAACAACUGUCACUCGUGACUACGAAGUUGCACCUGAACAUGAUCAUCCGGAAUCUUCUGAUAAGGAUAUUGCAUCACACGUGGAACCUAUUCCUUCCUCCAUUCAUGAGUUCCAUCAUGAGGAGUAUCCAAGACCAGAAUCGCCAGCUGAAGUGUAUCCAAUUCCAUCAAAUGAGGAACAAGAGCUUCAUUUGGUUUCUGAAACUACCACAAGAACCACAGUCACUCGUGAAUUUUACGAUGAGCCAGAACAUGGACAAGAACACCCAGAUGAUUCAUACUCUCCUGCUCCAUCUUCUCAUGCAGAGUCAGCACACCACGUUUCAGAAUCUCCAGUUGCAUCAGAGAAAGAACAUCCACAUGUUGUUGAAACCACCACCACAACAACAGUAACUCGAGAAUUCCACGAUGAAGAGUUUGAUCGACCGGAGUCUCCAUCUGACGUUGCUCACGAUGCUCGUUCUUCAGCUCCAGCUUCUGAAGUCGCUGAACAUCGUGAUAUGGAAUCUCCAGCUGUGUCGGAGAAGGAAGUUCCUCACGUCGUAGAAACAACAACCACUACAACAGUAACGCAGGAAGUUUAUGAUGAUGACUUCGAUAAACCAGAAUCUCGUCUGUCUGAACAAGAACACAAAGGGCUCGACUCUCCAGCCUCUGCUGCUCAUGAAUCCUAUGGAGACCAACCACAACAAAAUAUGCCGGAAUCUCCACAUGCUCAAUACUUCCAAGAAGAACAGAGAGUUUCUGAACAACAUCAACCAGAAUCGGGAGAUGAGAGUGAUGGAGAAGGUUUUGGAAGCAAGGUUCUUGGAUUUGCAAAGAAAGCAGGAAUGGUUGCUGGAGGAGUUGUUGCUGCUCCAGUUGCACUAGCUGCUGUUGGAGCAAAGGCUGCCUAUGAUGCACUCAAGAAGGAUGAUGAUGAGGAAGAAGAAGACAGAUCACAUGAAGAACCACAGGAUGUAUUACAUUCACCAGCUCCAUCUUCCCAUGGCGGUGCCGAGCAUCCAGUUCUUGAAUCGCCAGCUUUGUCGGAGAAAGAACUUCCACACGUUGUCGAGACAACCACCACCACAACUGUCACACGUGAAUUCUACGAUGAAGAGCCAGAGCAUGCUGAACUUUCACAAGAAUCUCAUUCCCCAGCUCCAUCAUCCCAUGCGGAGCCUGACCAUCACCUUGGUGGAUCUUCCGCUCUGUCAGAACAAGAACAUCCUCAUGUAAUCGAGACAAGUACUACAACAACUGUUACUCGCGAAUUUGACGAAGAGCCCGAUACAGAGCAGUUUGAGAAGAGCUAUGAAGAAAAGGAAAGAUCGCCUUCUCCAACCGAAUUACAAGAGCACUUGGUGAAAGAGUCAACCACUACAACGACCGUUACGCGAGAAUUCUAUGAUGAGCCAGAACAUGGACAAGAACACCCAGAAGACUCAUACUCUCCAGCUCCAUCUUCUCAUGCAGAAUCGGCACACCACGUCCCAGAAUCUCCAGUUGAAUCUGAGAAAGAACAUCCACAUGUUGUUGAAACCACUACCACAACAACAGUGACUCGAGAAUUCCACGAUGAAGAGUUUGAUCGACCGGAAUCUUCAUCUGACGUCGCUCACGAUGCUCGUUCCUCCGCUCCAGCUUCUGAAGUCGCUGAACAUCGUGAUAUGGAAUCUCCAGCUGUGUCGGAGAAGGAAGUGCCUCACGUCGUAGAAACAACAACCACGAAUACAACGACUCGCGAGUUCUACAAUGAAGAAGCAGAACCGGAUUUCCCACAGACUGCCAGUCAUGGAGAAUCUCUAAUUGCUUAUCAUCAAGAACAAGAUUACGAUCGUGCUGCUUCCCCAGCAAAAUCAGAAGAUGGAUCACAGAAACACUUCCCACAUGUCACAGAAACAACAACGACUACAACUGUGACAAGAGAAUUUGAUCAGGAAGAGGGAGGAUUUGAUUCUGAAAGACUGUCGGAACCAGCUCAUUCACCAGAACCAGCAACUGUCGGAACACCAACAGAAAUAACCCGUGAGUUCUACGACGAGGAAGAUCCAGAACACCGUGAAGCUUCUCCAGUUCAUUCUGAGGAACAGUUUGGAGGAGAACCACCAUUAGAGUCGACAACAUCGCUCCGAGGAUCACCAGUUCCAUCUGAAAAUGUCGAGGAGUCUCAUCUUGUCAAAGAAACUACCACUACGACAACAGUCACCCGUGAAUUCUAUGAUGAGCCUGAAUAUGAACAGGAUCAUCCAAAAGAGUCAUAUUCUCCAGCUCCUUCAUCUCACGUAGAAUCGGAACGUCAUAUACCAGAGUCACCAGUCGCUUCGGAGAAGGAAUCUCACUUCGUUGAAGAGAACGUUGAGCCCAGAUUCGAGCAAACUCAACAGAGAACAUCCCUCACUUAUGAGGAUUCUCCAGCUGCUCAAUACUUCCACGAACAGCCAGAACAUCAAACUGAAUCACCAGUUCCAACCGAAAAAGCUCCACUUCUUACUGAACAACAUCAACCAGAAUCAGGAGAUGAGAGUGACGGAGAAGGAUUCGGAAGCAAGGUUCUUGGAUUUGCGAAGAAAGCAGGAAUGGUUGCUGGAGGAGUUGUUGCUGCACCAGUUGCACUUGCUGCUGUUGGAGCAAAGGCUGCUUAUGAUGCACUCAAGAAGGAUGAUGGUGAGGAAGAAACCAGUUACUCACAAGAACACGCACAACACGCGAUUCCAACUGCCUCCGAGAAACAUCAUGUCACUGAAACUACCACAACCACUACAGUUACUCGUGAGUACUUCGAUGAACCAGAAUCACAUGAAGAACAUGGCCAGGAAUCCGUCGCAGGAAGUGAACAUUCUAUUCCACACGUUGUCGAAUCAACGACUACAACAACUGUGAAACGUGAUUACGAUGAAGAACCAAUCUCCGAGUCUCCAGUUCCUCCAGAAAAAGAAUCGACUACAGUCUCGCGUGAAGUUUUUGAGACCGCACAAGGAAAUGAACCGGAACAUCAUUACAUUGAAACGACCACGACAACAGUCCAGAAAGAAAUUUAUGAUGAACCAGAAGAGGCGGAAGACGACGGUGAACCAAAACAAGAGACUCCACACGUUGUUGAAACCACCACAACAACCAAGACAACUCGUGAAUAUGAAGAUGAUGAGGAAAUAUCAGAGAGUAGCGCUCCACAUGUCACCGAAACAACUACAACUACUACAGUAGUUCGUGAAUUCUACGGAGACCUACCCGAAGAAUCUGAGGAACCAAUUGACGAGCCGGUGUCUGCUCAAAUUGAUGAGGAAGAUGCAGUUUCUCCUGACAGUGACAGCACAACUUCUGUUAGUCGAGAAAUUCAUACAGAAGAGCCACAUGUGGUUGAAACAACUACAACCACCGUGGUCACUCGUGAAUAUCAUGAUGAACCGGAAGAAACUGAAGAGUCCGAUGUGAAAGAAACAACCACCACAACGACACUCACUCGGGAAUACUAUGAAGAUGAACCUGAGUCGCCAAUCAAAGAACAUCUAGAAGAAGAUCGUGCUAGUCCAGUUGAUAGUGAAAAAUCUGUUCCUCAGGUCAUGGAAACCACUUCCAAUACGACAGUUACUCGGCAGUUCUACGAUGAAGAAGAACCAGAGUUCAAACAGACUGAACUGCAUGGAGAAUCUCCAAUUGCACAUCAUCAAGAACAAGAUUACGAUCGUGCUGCUUCCCCAGAAAAAUCCGAAGAAGGAUCAGAGAAACACUUCCCACAUGUCACAGAGACAACAACGCCUACAACUGUGACAAGAGAAUUUGAUCAGGAAGAGGGAGGAUUUGAUUCUGAAAGACUGUCGGAACCAGCUCAUUCACCAGAACCAGAAACUGUCGGAACACCAACAGAAAGUGAGAAAUCGAUUCCCCACGUGGUUGAGACAACAACGACGACUACAGUAACCCGUGAGUUCUACGAUGAGGAAGAUCCAGAACACCGUGAAGCUUCUCCAGUUCAUUCUGAAAAACAGUUUGGAGGUGAACCACCAUUAGAGUCGACAACAUCGCUCCGAGGAUCACCAGUUCCAUCUGAAAAUGUCGAGGAGUCUCAUCUUGUCAAAGAAACUACCACUACGACAACAGUCACCCGUGAAUUCUAUGAUGAGCCUGAAUAUGAACAGGAUCAUCCAAAAGAGUCAUAUUCUCCAGCUCCUUCAUCUCACGUAGAAUCGGAACGUCAUAUACCAGAGUCACCAGUCGCUUCGGAGAAGGAAUCUCACUUCGUUGAAGAGAACGUUGAGCCCAGAUUCGAGCAAACUCAACAGAGAACAUCCCUCACUUAUGAGGAUUCUCCAGCUGCUCAAUACUUCCACGAACAGCCAGAACAUCAAACUGAAUCACCAGUUCCAACCGAAAAAGCUCCACUUCUUACUGAACAACAUCAACCAGAAUCAGGAGAUGAGAGUGACGGAGAAGGAUUCGGAAGCAAGGUUCUUGGAUUUGCGAAGAAAGCAGGAAUGGUUGCUGGAGGAGUUGUUGCUGCACCAGUUGCACUUGCUGCUGUUGGAGCAAAGGCUGCUUAUGAUGCACUCAAGAAGGAUGAUGGUGAGGAAGAAACCAGUUACUCACAAGAACACGCACAACACGCGAUUCCAACUGCCUCCGAGAAACAUCAUGUCACUGAAACUACCACAACCACUACAGUUACUCGUGAGUACUUCGAUGAACCAGAAUCACAUGAAGAACAUGGCCAGGAAUCCGUCGCAGGAAGUGAACAUUCUAUUCCACACGUUGUCGAAUCAACGACUACAACAACUGUGAAACGUGAUUACGAUGAAGAACCAAUCUCCGAGUCUCCAGUUCCUCCAGAAAAAGAAUCGACUACAGUCUCGCGUGAAGUUUUUGAGACCGCACAAGGAAAUGAACCGGAACAUCAUUACAUUGAAACGACCACGACAACAGUCCAGAAAGAAAUUUAUGAUGAACCAGAAGAGGCGGAAGACGACGGUGAACCAAAACAAGAGACUCCACACGUUGUUGAAACCACCACAACAACCAAGACAACUCGUGAAUAUGAAGAUGAUGAGGAAAUAUCAGAGAGUAGCGCUCCACAUGUCACCGAAACAACUACAACUACUACAGUAGUUCGUGAAUUCUACGGAGACCUACCCGAAGAAUCUGAGGAACCAAUUGACGAGCCGGUGUCUGCUCAAAUUGAUGAGGAAGAUGCAGUUUCUCCUGACAGUGACAGCACAACUUCUGUUAGUCGAGAAAUUCAUACAGAAGAGCCACAUGUGGUUGAAACAACUACAACCACCGUGGUCACUCGUGAAUAUCAUGAUGAACCGGAAGAAACUGAAGAGUCCGAUGUGAAAGAAACAACCACCACAACGACACUCACUCGGGAAUACUAUGAAGAUGAACCUGAGUCGCCAAUCAAAGAACAUCUAGAAGAAGAUCGUGCUAGUCCAGUUGAUAGUGAAAAAUCUGUUCCUCAGGUCAUGGAAACCACUUCCAAUACGACAGUUACUCGGCAGUUCUACGAUGAAGAAGAACCAGAGUUCAAACAGACUGAACUGCAUGGAGAAUCUCCAAUUGCACAUCAUCAAGAACAAGAUUACGAUCGUGCUGCUUCCCCAGAAAAAUCCGAAGAAGGAUCAGAGAAACACUUCCCACAUGUCACAGAGACAACAACGCCUACAACUGUGACAAGAGAAUUUGAUCAGGAAGAGGGAGGAUUUGAUUCUGAAAGACUGUCGGAACCAGCUCAUUCACCAGAACCAGAAACUGUCGGAACACCAACAGAAAGUGAGAAAUCGAUUCCCCACGUGGUUGAGACAACAACGACGACUACAGUAACCCGUGAGUUCUACGAUGAGGAAGAUCCAGAACACCGUGAAGCUUCUCCAGUUCAUUCUGAAAAACAGUUUGGAGGUGAACCACCAUUAGAGUCGACAACAUCGCUCCGAGGAUCACCAGUUCCAUCUGAAAAUGUCGAGGAAUCUCAUUUUGUCAAAGAAACCACCACUACGACCACAGUCACCCGUGAAUUCUAUGAUGAACCAGAACAUGGACAAGAGCAUCCAGAAGAGUCAUAUUCUCCAGCUCCUUCAUCUCACUUGGAAUCGGAACGUCAUAUACCAGAGUCACCGGUCGCUUCGGAGAAGGAGUCACACUUCGUUGAAGAAGACAUUGAGCCCCGAUUCGAGCAAACUCAACAGAGAACAUCAUUGACUCAAGAGGACUCUCCAGCUGCUCAAUACUUCCACGAAGAGCCAGAACAUCAAACUGAAUCACCAGUUCCAACCGAAAAGGCUCCACUUCUUACUGAACAACAUCAACCAGAAUCAGGAGAUGAGAGUGACGGAGAAGGAUUCGGAAGCAAGGUUCUUGGAUUUGCAAAGAAAGCAGGAAUGGUUGCUGGAGGAGUUGUUGCUGCACCAGUUGCACUUGCUGCUGUUGGAGCAAAGGCUGCCUAUGAUGCACUCAAAAAGGAUGAUGAUGAGGAAGAACAUCAUGCUCUUCUUGGAGAUGUCCAUGAACAACACCGCAGUGACUCUCCUGUGAGAUCCGAAGCCUAUCAUCAAUUUGAACAAUCGGCUGUACCGUCUCAGCAAGCUUACGACCAAGAAUCUCUGAAAUCUCCUGUUGACAGUGAGAAAUCAUUCCGUGUUGAGACAAUAACAACAGAAACUCGGGAACAAUUCGGCUUUGAGUCUCCAAAACAACAAAGAUCUGGAUCAGCUUCUCCAUCUCACAAAGAAGAAAUCAUGCAAUUCCAAGGUGAACACUCUUCGGAAUCAUCUGAGAAGGAACGUGAAAAAGAGUCAGAAGAUAAAAAAGAUACCCGACCAGAACUAGAACGUCAAGGAUCUUACUCUCCGGGAUAUUCUCCAAAAUCACCGAGAGGAUCUCCAGCUGAAUCGGAUGGAGAAAGCCGCCAAGCUUUGGAAACUGUUCCAUCUGCUAUUGCCGAACAGCACGUUAAGCCAGAAGAACAUCCAGCUGGAUCACCUGUUACAUCAGAAGAGGGUUCAACCAAAUUUGUAGAGACCACAACUACAACAACUGUUACUCGCGAGCAAUUCGAGUCAGAGGAUGAACCAACUGGAGAACAUGUUGUGGAAUCCGAACAAUAUCCCUCUGGAUCCCCAGUUCCAUCCGAAGAAGAUGUCCGUCGAGUUAUCGAGACAACGACGACGACAACUGUCACACGGGAAGACUAUGAUGAUGAGCAAGAGCCGCGUCAUGUUGUUGAGUCACGAGAAUAUUCCGCUUCUGAAUCACCAGUUCCAUCAGAGAAGUCUGUUGCUUAUACCAUCGAGACCACUACCACAACGACGGAAACUCGGAAACAUGUUGAGCACGAAGACGACUUCGGUUCAUCUCCGAGAGAAGUUGAACGAUCAUCCGUUCCAGUUGAAUCCUCAUCUCCAGUACCAUCGGAAGAAGAUGUUCAUGGUUACAUGAAGACGACAACAACCACAACAACAGUCACUCGUGAACACUUUGAACCAGAGUAUGAGCCAAUUGGUGGACAAGUUGUGGAAUCUGAAGAGUACGCUUCAGGAUCUCCAAUUCCAUCGGAGAAGUCAGCUGGAAAAAUUAGUGGAACACACGAACCCGAGGAAUAUCAAUACUCAACUUCUCCAGUUCAAUCAGAGAAACAAUCGGAAGAGCCGUCUAUUGCCCCAUACGAGCAACCAACCGAAUAUGGUCGUGUUGAUUCCCACGACGCCCCAGCUUCACCUGCUCCAUCCGCCGAGUCUCCAAUUCGACGAGAGUUUGACACUACUUCACCAUCAGCUACUCAAGAGUAUUCUCAGCCAGAAGGAGGAUUUGAGUCAGAACGACUAUCGGAACCAACUCAAUCUCCAGAACCACACGCCAUCCAUGAGAAGGAUCGAGAGUAUGAUGAGCCCCACUUCGAGCAAACUCAACAGAGAACAUCCCUCACUUAUGAGGAUUCUCCAGCUGCUCAAUAUUUCCACGAAGAGCCAGAACAUCAAACUGAAUCACCAGUUCCAACCGAAAAAGCUCCACUUCUCACUGAACAACAUCAGUCGGAAUCAGGAGAUGAGAGUGAAGGAGAAGGAUUCGGACGCAAGGUUCUCGGAUUCGCAAAGAAAGCAGGAAUGGUUGCUGGAGGAGUUGUUGCUGCACCAGUUGCACUUGCUGCUGUUGGAGCAAAGGCUGCCUAUGAUGCACUCAAGAAGGAUGAUGAUGAAGACGAUGAGCAAGAACAACAUGCUCUUCUUGGAGACACUCAAGAACAAUCUUCCUCUCAAGACCAACAAAAAAGAGAAGACGUUUUGGUCAGUCCAAAACGCCGAGCUUUAGUCAACCCCGUCUCAGAUGAUGAUUCUCAAUCUGAAAUCGAAGCUGAAUACACUGAACCAACUGGAUCUGACUCCGAACAAAGCCAUCGUUACACGGAAACUAUUCGAAAAACUACUGUGACUCGUGAAUAUCUUGAUGACGACGAAUCCCAACAUUCGCGCGCUGAUUCUGAACAUCUACCAGUCGAAUCUCCUUCUGAACAAGUUGUCGAGACUACUACAACAGUCAUUCGUCACUAUCAUGAUGAGCCGCAACCAGAAGUAGAAGGGGAAGAGAAGACACUUCCAGAAGAAGUAACAGUUCUUCGUGAAGUUUAUGAAGCACCAGAAGGUGAUGAACCAGAACAUCAUUACAUCGAGACAAAGACAACGACUAUUAUCACCAAAGAAGUUUAUGAACCAGAAAAAGAGGAUGCUCCAGCUUCUCCAAUUGGAUCAGAGAAAGAUGCUUCUGAGAAAGACUUCCCGAGCCGCGAUACUCGUUUUGAUGAUGACGAACCUCAUGCAGGAGACACUACCAUUACAACAGUGACUCGUGAACUUUAUGAAGAACCAGAAGGUGUUCGACCAGCGUCUGGAUCAGAAGCUGAUGAUGAAUCUCACGCUCCGAGAUAUUUGGAGACGACAACUACAACAACCGUCACCCGAGAAUAUGAAGUUUCCGAUGAGGAAACAGAAGGAGAAGAGAGUCAUCCAGCCGUUCAACAAAGAGAAGGAUCUCCAGCUCCAUCCGAAGAAUCAGUCACUCAUGUUGUUGAAAAAACCACAACAACAACAGUAACAGAAGAACGGUUUGAGCAAGAAGAACCAAGUUCUCCAGUACCUUCUGAGGAAGAUGCCCCUGAAUACGUCAAAACAACAACGACCACAACAACGGUUACUCAUGAGCGCUUCGAGCCAGAGGAUGAGCCAACUGGAGAACAUGUUGUGGAAUCUGAACAAUAUCCAUCUGGAUCUCCGGUUCCAUCAGAAGAAGACGCCCAUCGUAUUAUUGAGACAACGACCACCACAACUGUCACUCGUGAGCAUUACGAGCCAGAAGAAGAACAUGAGCCGCAUCAUGUUGUUGAAUCACAAGAACACUCUGCAGCAGGAUCGCCAGUACUAUCUGAAAAGUCUACUCCAUCUGUGACAGCAGCUGAGCAAUCAUCUGUUCAUGCCGAGCGCUCAUCUCCAGUACCAUCGGAAGAAGAUAUUCAUGGUUACAUGAAGACGACAACAACCACAACAACAGUCACUCAUGAACACUUUGAACCAGAAGACGAGCUAACUGGAGAACAUGUUGUUGAGUCAGAAGAGUAUUCACCAGCAUCUCCAAUUCCAUCUGAACAAGAAUCCAGUCGAAUUAUCGAAACAACAACAACCGCAACUGUCACUCAUGAACGUUAUGAACCAGAAGAGGAGAGACACCUUGUUGAAUCUCGAGAUUAUGACGCCGAUUCUGGACGUAAUGUAUCAGAGUCGCCGGUCGCUUCGGAGAAGGAGUCACACUUCGUUGAAGAACACAUUGAGCCCAGAUUCGAGCAAACUCAACAGAGAACAUCUGUGACUCAAGAGGAUUCUCCAGUUGCUCAAUACUUCCACGAAGAGCCAGAACAUCAAACUGAAUCACCAGUUCCAACCGAAAAAGCUCCACUUCUAACUGAACAACAUCAACCAGAAUCAGGAGAUGAGAGUGACGGAGAAGGAUUCGGAAGCAAGGUUCUUGGAUUCGCAAAGAAAGCAGGAAUGGUUGCUGGAGGAGUUGUUGCUGCACCAGUUGCACUUGCUGCUGUUGGAGCAAAGGCUGCUUAUGAUGCACUCAAGAAAGAUGAUGAUGAAGAUGAUGAGGAGGAAGAGAAACAUGCUCUUCUUGGAGAUUCGCGUGAACGCCGUGUUGAUUCUGAAACUCAAGAGCCAGGAGCUACAUUCUAUGAGCCUGAAGAAGAGGACAAAGUUAUCUCGGAAACUGCUGAAGCGUCAUCACCAAAGCAGGAAGAACCAAAGAUCGUAUUCCCAGUUGACUCACCAGCUGAACAAUAUGUGAGAGACAAGACUGUAUUUGAAUCGAUGGUUCAAGCCGAAGGCCCAUACAUCAUCGAGUCUGAAGACUAUGAGCCAUCCACUCAACAAGAGCAACGUGUCAGUUCACCAGUUCCUUCUGAUUCUGAUGAUAUUCAGACAACACCUGAACAAGAACAACAAGUUGAAGACGAGGAAGCGCAAAGACAUCAGGAAACUUCUGAGACCGAUGCCCCAUACAUCAUUGACUCAGAAGAGUAUGAGUUCAGUAACCGGGAAGAACAGAGAAUCUCAUCUCCAGUUCAUUCGGAUGAAGAAGAAAGAGAUGCUGCUCGAAAUGAUGAUGUGAUUGAGACUGAAGCUUACGGAAAUGACCAACAAGACGAUGAAGUUGAUCCAAGCAUUGUCGAGUCAGAAGAAUAUCUUGGCUCAGGACAAGGAUCUCCUAGACCAUUUGAGGAUUCCACCACAACCACUGUUCUCAGUGUUCAUCAUGAACCACCAGCAAUUCCAGAGCCAGAAGUUGACGAGGAAGAGUUGGGACAAGAUCGAUCAGUAAUUGAAUCAGGAGAGUAUUCAUCUGGAUCUCCACUUCCACCAACAACAAUUACAACUGUGGAACAUGUCGACCCAGCAGAAGAACAUGAAUACACUCCAGAAUCUCCAACUACUGUUACUACAGUCAGAAGUGAACAUUUCGAACAACAUCAAGAUCCAUCAGUAGUUGAAUCGGAAGAAUACGUCAAAUCCUCUCCAAUUGGACACGAACGUCCAGAGUCACCAUCAGGAUCUCCAACUCAUCCCGAUGACUAUGACGAUUCUCAUGUCAUUGAAUCUCAAGAGUACAGUGGUUCACCAGUUCCAUCUGAAGACUCUGUGAAGCAUGUCGUUGAGAAGACCACAACGACUACAACGACUGAAGAGCACUUCGAACCAGAAGACUCAUCUGAGGAUAUUCAAGAUUAUGUGAGGACUACCACCACAACUACUACUGUCACACGUGAGCCCGAAGGAGAAGAGCAUCUUGUCGAGUCUCACGAAUAUUCUGCAUCUGGAUCGCCAGUUCCAUCUGAGAAGUCUGUUGGACACUUUAUCGAAACCACCACUACAACUAUUGUGACUCGAGAACAUGUUGAACACGAAGAUCAUCCUUCAUCUCACACCGGCACUGAACACUUCGAACAAUCAUCCGAACAAUCUGAAUCAAAGUCACCAGUACCACCGGAAGAAGAUGUUCAUGGUUACAUGAAGACGACAACAACCACAACUACCGUCACUCGUGAACAUUUUGACUCAGAAGACGAGACAACUGGAGAACAUGUUGUCGAAUCAGAAGAGUAUGCAUCUGGAUCGCCAAUUCCAUCUGAACAAGAAUCCAGUCGUGUUAUUGAAACUAUCACAACGACUACGACUACUCGCGAGCACUUUGAACCAGAAGAAGAACAAGAUCCAUAUCACAUUGUCGAGUCUCAAGAAUAUUUCUCUUCAGGAUCUCCAGUUCCAUCAGAAAGAUCAGUCGGGCAUGUCAUUGGAACAACCAGUACGACAACUGUCACCCGUGAAUAUGUUGAACCAGAAGGACACGAGCAUUCUAUUUCUGGAAAACAGUCACCAGUUCAUUCUGAAAAGUCAGUUGAACAUGUUUCGGAGACCCGCUCAACAACUGAUGAAUCUCACAGCCGCUUCGAACCAGAAGAAGAGAAGAGAUCUUCGCCAGUUCCUUCAGAAGGAGAAGUACAUGAAUCCAUGAAGACAACAUCAGCCAUUACUUCAGAGAGCCGUUAUGAGCCUGAACACUUCCAGAAAGAAGAAGAAGGAGAUGAGAGCGAUGGAGAAGGAUUCGGAAGCAAGGUUCUUGGAUUUGCAAAGAAAGCAGGAAUGGUUGCUGGAGGAGUUGUUGCUGCACCAGUUGCACUUGCUGCUGUUGGAGCAAAGGCUGCUUAUGAUGCACUCAAGAAGGAUGAUGAUUAUGAGGAACAUGAUCAGUUCCAUGACCAAGAACAUGUUCAAUAUGACUCGGCUGAACUUCACAAACAAAUUCCAUCGAUUGAGACACACCAAGAAAAAGAUGACUCCGAAUCGGAAGGAUCCUUUGUAGAUCACGGAGAAGAGUCUCAACAUCUGCCACUCCAAUCAACUGAAGCUGCAUUCAAACUUUCAUCAGAAGAUGUAGCUGAACAAACUGCUGAAAAACUCGUAUCUGAAGUAUUCAGUCCACUCGACAGAACUUUGAUUGAGUCAGAACAAUACCGUGCUUCAAUUGAAUCUCUUAAUCGCCGUUCACCUGUUGAACCAAAGAGAAGUGUUGAAGACUUGGCAUCGGAAGCUCUCCAAAAUGUAACUAAGAUCAGCUUUGGACAUGCAGAUGAUUCAGAUGACAAACACGAGGACCACGAUGAAGAAUGGAAAGUCUAUGACCGUCACGGAGAAAUUCUUGAAGAGUUCUCGACCCAGCUGACAGAUGACGUUAUUCAAGAAGCAGAAGGAGAUGCUACAACCCAGAUUAUGAUGACUCAAGCAGAGUAUUCUCCAAGAAGAUCCAAGUUCUUGAAGCAAGAGAGUUGCCAAGAAAUCUCGAAUGAACCAGAAGUUGAUUACUAUUCAGAUCUACAAGAAAAACUCAACAUAUUGGCUGGAGAGAAGAACAAUCUGCAUGCUCUCGUUGAGGAAGAACCGUCUUCUAGUGCUUCAGAUCAACUUGAUGUGAUUCAUGAAUCUGAUCAAGAAGCGCACUUGGAGCAAGAGCAUGAAGAAGAAGCUGCUGCUCAAAAAGAACAAGAAGAGAAAGAAGAAGCAGCAGAGUACACAGCAACUCAUCUAGUAGAUGAAGUACUUCAACAAGUUGUCCAUGAAAUCAGAGAAGAGGAGGAUGAUCAGAAGACAAUGACUUCUGAUGCCUACUUGACAGCUACAGAGAAAGAUGAUCAAGAGUACGACACUUGUGUAACAUCUCAGGACGACACGUAUGAAUCCGCCCAAGGCUGGACUUCUCAAGAUUCAGAAUACACCACUGCCACAAGCCAAGCGCCAAGCCGUCUCAGCGACUCCGACGGGGAGCACACGGCGCGUGAUCGCGAUCAAGAACGCCAAGAGACGUCGACUCCACAAGCGAUUCUUUCGCCUGUGGAUUCUGACCGUCAAUUUACAGUUCAACAAGACUUUGAUAUGCCUGUUAUCCGCGCAUUUGAUCCAGAUGAUUUCAUGCAGACAACAGCUAGAUCCACACCAGAUGUUGCUCUUCAGGUAACAAUCGAGGAGGAAGAUGAGAGUGAUGACAAGCUGCCAAUCAGUCCAAGUGGGAUUCUACUCCCACCACAACAUGAUCCAGGACGUCCAAUUUCUCCAGUUCCACCAAGAAAAUCCGACGGAACAAUGAAAAAAGAAGGUGAUCAUUUCGUCUUUGUCAGAGAAGAAGAUGUCACUGAACCAACACCACCACCACAACUUUCUGAGCAAACUGCAGCAGAUGAAGCUAGAAAACAAUCAGAAGAUACCCAAAUCACAACCGAAACUGUGCCGCAAGAAGGAGAAGAAACGGAGAUGAGACGACAGGAGACCGAACGCAUCCAUAGUUUAGCCAUGGAGGCGUCGUCCGAUCUCGGAAAUAGCGAGUCUUCACGUUACUCGCGACAGCUAUCGGACCUGUCGUCGUCGGCGGAAAGUCAUGCGGACACUGUGAUUCGUGUUGAAAGUGAGAGAAGUGGAUCGAGUGAUUCACUGGAAGUUGUGAGUGUUAUCAGUGCAGGAAAGGACGCAAGAACGUCGGAGAAAUCAUUGACACCUGAAGAUCCGGAAAAGCCAUUGGACGUUGAGCAGAAACCAGAAGGAGAAGAGAAAGAAGAUCAAGAAGCAGAAGAUCUUGGAUUCGAAGUAUACGAUGCUGAUACAGAAGAACAACAACAGCAGGCACUUGAAGAACUUGAAACUGUUGAAGAAGAACCAGAAGAUUCGGAUUCAUUGAACGAAGGAGGAAACCAUUCAUCUGGACAUUCAUCCGUUGGAGUACCAGCUGACACUCUUGCUAUGAUUGGAAAAUAUCGUCAUCAAUCCAGUGACAACCUCUCUUUGACCUCUCUUCAAGAGUUUGAACGACUUGAAAGAGAAGUCGGAGCACGUGGAGAUGGAUCAUUGACAAGAUCAGAAAUUGAAUUGCUUGUUGCCGGAAGAUUGAACAAGUCCGGAGAAGGAUCAGUAAGUUCCCUCGCUGAAUUCGAACGUCUUGAGAAGGAAAUGACUGAGAAUCAAUCACCACCAGAAGACGUCAUGAUGUUGUCUGAUAUCCGUGAGGAAUCAGAAGCAGAAGACAUGAGUAUCCGUGACGAUGAUGAAGAAGAUGUCGUUGGAAGUGACACUGAAAUGAAGAGUCGACCGGUCCAAGAAGAAGAUCUCCGUGGAGUCACUCCAGUUGCUCCAUCACCAACCGACUCACUUGAACAUGCUAUUGAUCCCGUUCAAAUGCAAUAUCUUGAGACCAGCACCGAUUCUUUGGAACCAACAUUCCAAGAAAUCGAAGUAGAACAAAGGCCAGACAGUGUUGAAGAUACAUCUCUCACUGAGUAUGAAAUGGUUCCACGUAUUAUGGAGGCAAGCACGACCGACUCGUUAGAUGGAACCGCAACUAUCGAGAAGGACUCUCUGUUGGAAGGCGCCAGUCAAGGAAUCGAAUCAACUCAAUCAACACAUGGUCUCCUGUCUGGAGACACAAUGGGAACAUUGGUUACAGAUGAUGAUAGAGAUUCAUUGGAUGGUGAAGUGUCAAGCAUGCUUCAAUCAUAUCCGACCACUCUUACCACUUUCCAAACUACAGUUGUCGGACCAGAUGGCUCUCUUCAGACCAUUUCAAGACGUGUUGAGACAAGAGUAACCGAUCCAUUGGUCUCACAUGUCACAUUCACUGGAACAGAAAGCCAAGAACGUCUCGAUCAACUACCGGAUGAUGAGCAAUUCGAAACUGUGGAUACUGAAGGAAAUGUGACAAGAACUACUUUCCAUCGGGAACACGACCAGCCUCAUUCACAAUUCUAA